Messenger RNA from Eriocheir sinensis (Chinese mitten crab), 3690 nucleotides. Its product is annotated as disks large 1 tumor suppressor protein-like. NCBI's taxonomy places the organism in Eukaryota, Metazoa, Arthropoda, Malacostraca, Decapoda, Varunidae. Gene Ontology annotation, cellular component: postsynaptic density membrane; neuron projection; neuromuscular junction. The record is from RefSeq and is a predicted model, not a curated record. Gene Ontology annotation, molecular function: protein binding. Bases 211 to 1494 code for a protein of 427 amino acids. The transcript has 6 exons. Gene Ontology annotation, biological process: chemical synaptic transmission.
UGUUUAUAAAUGUGUAGGGGGCAAGGUUAAGUGGACAUUUUCUGCUGUACACGAAAAGAAAUUUCUAUUGUAUUCCCCCUCGUUCUCGUGAUCAGAACACUUGACCUUGUACGAAGGAGUGGUGGUGGGGGUAAACGCAUCGCUGGUGAGUCGGUGAUGGCAUGCGAGGCAGCUAGUGCCGGUUAGCGAGGCCGGACGGAAAGCAGCAGCAUGUCCGGCAGGCCACGCCGCAGUGCCUCCUCGGAUGGGGGUCUGGACGCUGCCCCGACCUACAUCAUCCUGUCUGACCGGGAAGGAUCCAGAAAAAUGGGCAGCAGGGAGGAAGUCCGCAUCGUUCAGGUGAACCACAGCAAGAGAAAUGAGCUGCGACGUCAAAGCUCUGGAGAGUCGGCGCCCGCGCAGGCCAGAGAAAUGGAAGAAAAAGUGAGGCGAAGCAAAGAAGGCGGCCAUAUGAGAGACUUUGCAUCCUCAAGGCGGGUAGACGAACCUCAGCCCCUUGAAGAGAGACGCUCGAGGGAGAACGGAGAGGUGAGGAGGAGCCGUGAGGGGAAGGAGAGUCGCCGCACGAAGGACAGGUCAAGCAGCAAGAGGGACAAGGAGAAGAGAAGGAGCUACCCUGGCGAGGAGAAGAGUGGCACCCGCAGGGCUCGCACGCCUCGCAGGUCCAGAAAGCUGUCCCCGGUGCGGCCCUCCUCCACCAUCCCGUGGGACAACAACGACAACAUUAUUUACAUCACCGACGACCCCUCGCCAAUAAAUGGCGGGCAGGACGAGUGGGAGACGGAAGACAUCAUCCUGGAGAGGGGCAACCAGGGGCUCGGCUUCAGCAUCGCCGGCGGCACAGACAAUCCUCACAUUGGGUCAGACACAUCUAUCUACAUCACUAAGCUGAUAGCUGGUGGUGCAGCGGCCACAGAUGGUCGUCUUCAGAUAACAGAUGUCAUAGUGUCAGUGAAUGACGUGAGUGUGGUCAACGUGCCUCAUGCGACGGCAGUGGACGCACUCAAACGGGCCGGCAACACUGUUCACUUGUGUGUGAAGCGUCGCAAACGACCCCCCAAUGUUCUCCUCAUGGAAGUGGAAUUAAUCAAAGGAAACAAAGGCCUUGGAUUCAGCAUUGCUGGUGGUAUUGGUAAUCAACACAUUCCUGGUGACAAUGGCAUCUACAUCACCAAGAUCAUGGAGGGGGGAGCAGCACACGUGGAUGGCCGUGUCUGUGUGGGAGACAAGCUCAUCGCUGUGAGAGACACGCCUACUGGUGAUGUAAACCUAGAGAAUGUCACCCACGAAGAUGCAGUUGCCUGCCUCAAGUCCACCAGUGACCGUGUGGUCUUGGUGUUGGGUAAGGUGGUCACCUCCCAGACCAAUGCCACCCCAGAAGUGUCACCCCUUCCCUCACAGCCCACUCACCAGCCCGACCACUCACUUCCUCCCUGGUCCUCUAGAGUAUCAAGCACCACACAUCGAUAUGAGACUGCCACUGCAUAUGCCUGAGCACACACCUGGUCUCAAGAUGGAACCCCUGUCAUCUGUAUCUUGAGAAUUCCUCGGACCUGAUGCAUAUCCUGUGUUGCAAUAGCAAGUCUGUGGUCAGUUGUAAAGAACUCAACACUUCGGAAAAUCCUACAGUUCCGAAGGAUCCUCCAUUGAGUACUAACAAGGAUGUGAUCAGUCACUUUUGCCACACUGCCAGGAUUCCUAUACCAAGUCUGGCAGUGAGGCUUGCUUUUCUGGAAUCAGGAACCAGCAAUCCAGGCCUCUGGACUUUACAAAGUUCAGGAGUGAACUCCUUACAUUUCUGGUGCCAGAGCCAAAGGAACCAACAAAUAAUUUGAACCCAACUCUCUCUGUGCCAGUAGUUGUAUUAAAGUCAACCAAGAUAAUGUGUCACAUGGGGGGCACUGGUUGACUACAGAGUCGAGCUUGGCACAGAACAUGUCUUUCUCUUUAACCCAGUAGCAGUGGGGAUCAUGAUUCUUAAAUGGUCCCUCUAAGCGAGAAAAAUGAGAAAAAAUCACCCCUCACACAAACCAUUUCAUAAUAUAUAUCAAAGCAUUUGUGAUCAGAUUAUGUAUCAUCUAUUUUGGGGGGUUAAAAUCAUGGCACAAAUUUGGCCCAUCGCUGCUACCGGGUUAAGUUCACACAUUUUGGUAGGGGGAUACACUGUAGUAAGAGAUAUGAAGCCAAGGUGUGUUUCAAGCUCACCAACAUCAUACGUUCAUCAACUGGGGUAACCCUAACAACAGAGGACUGCAGUCAACUAGAAAUGGCUAUAGCUACUCCUUUGAGACAAACACCAUCACUACCCUGACCAGUAGUAGCCCCAGUAUAAGCCCCACUACUGAUCUCUGAAUUCUCAGGUCUUCUCGUCUCAGAGAGCCCCACUAUGUUCACUCUACCCCAGAUGUUUUGACAUCUAGAAUGACCUUGAGAAGAAAAUAGUCCAAGCCAAAAAUAUUCAUGAAUUUAAAGCUAAUCUUGAUAAUAAGAUAUGUGAAAACAGGACCUUAUGAGCAUAGCUCAAGUCCCGUGUAUCUCAAUAAGGUAAAUGAGGGUCAUUCUAAGAAGAUAAUUACCUGCCAGGAAACUGAUCAUAAUUAUACCAGCACUCCCAUCCUUUUAUAUUUCCUAGGACUUGUGCACAAGCUUUACUUACUGUAACAAGUGGUACCUGUACUAUCUCAAUCAUAAUGCAAGUUAAAUCAACAGUUUGACAUGUUCUCUUCUCACCAGCCCCACCAUUUCUGUUACUCUUCUCAAAGUCCAAAUAUGUUUGGCUCAAUUAAUUCACUCCCAUAGAUGAAGAGCACAUUCACUGUGCAUUCCUGUACCCCAGAGAUAUAUUUAAGUUUUCAAAUAGUGGAACAUAUUACCAGAAGUCUUUAUAUGCAUAUGCAUGGACCAGGGGCUCUUAGACAAUACUGCUAUUAGGAACAAGACAUGAUGUUACUGGCUUUUUUAAUUUCUCUUGUUAUGCUUAUAUCAAGCAGCAAAAACAGAGGCAGCAUCAACCAGCACUAAGCACCUCGUGUGUGUGCUAACCAGUAAUAAUGAUGAUGGAAUUAUUCAUGUACCUUUAAAAAGCAAAAAAUCUAUAAGUUCCAGGACCUCAUUUCUCAAGUAAAAGACAACUUGUAACUGCAUACCUGUCUGGAUUACAGUACUGUGAACAGGGAUGUGGUCUUGUUCCAAAGCUAGUUAUCUGAAUCAAGCUUCGAUUCCUUCUUUGUAUCACCUUAGAAGUUUUGAUCAGAAGCACCAAAACUUCCACAAGGCUUGGAAGUAUGAAUUGUAUUUAUACAGCAUUGUGUUUGGAAUAAUAUGAAUUUUUAUAACACUAAACUGCUCUUUAGAGAGGCUCCAAGGGACAGCAGAUGAUCUCUGUACUCAUGUUAUUUGGAGGUUCCUUAGCUUUUCCUUCACCUAACCAUUCUUCAUUGUAUUUCAUGAGUGGUCAUACGUGUGGUGCCAAACAAUAUAAUUAACUAGACAUGACAAAUUUGUUUAUUCAGAAUUUCUUUGGCUAAUGGUUACAAACUGAAACAAAUAUCACUGAAAACAAUUUUUGAGUAAUAUAAAAUAUAGUGUUACUUCAAAAUUUAAAAUGAUAAAGUAUUCUAAUAUUUCUCAUGUAUGUUUCUUUCCUGAUGUGUAAUAUAAAUAUGAUACAGUUAUGCCUUCCAUGAUUGA